Molecule: messenger RNA, 1395 nt
Organism: Cylindrotheca closterium
Lineage: Eukaryota; Bacillariophyta; Bacillariophyceae; Bacillariales; Bacillariaceae
Source: the annotation of a GenBank genome assembly
AUGAUGUUCCUUUUGAAAAGCAUCUUUAGCGGCAGAAGACAACCGACAAACCCUGGUCUAUCUGAUCCAGUGCUGGACGAUGCAACAGCAAGGGCUCUAGUUGGUAGUGUUGACGAUGAGAUCACAGAUCCAAGAGUUGUGGACUCUAUGGUGGUUCAAGCCAUCUCAAAAUCCACUACCAACGCUGCGGAACGAGCAUGUUUCGAUGCGCAUGACAUGCCGGGUACUUUGAAAGAUACACCAGAGCUCAUUGAAAGGGCUCUUUCAUUGCUUGACAUUGAAAUCCAUGCUCGUUAUGACAAUCAUGCUUACAUUCUUGCGGAAAGCAUGAACCCUUCCUUUGUCAAGAAUCGAGACUUUAGGCUCAUGUUUCUACUCGCUGAUAAUUUCAAUGUGAAGAAGGCUGCCUUAAGAAUUGUACGUCACUUUCAAGUAAAGCUUGAUCUAUUUGGGAAAGAACGAAUUGCUUCAAACAUUACUCAAGAUGAUCUGGAUAAAGACACCUUCGAAGGAGUGUAUAAUGGCCAUAUGCAGGUUCUCCCACAACAGGAUCACAUGGGUAGAACCGUUUACGUAUUUGUGGCAAAGCCGGCCACAACGCAUGCUGGAUUCAUGAUGAAGAUGCGGCGAAUGUUCUACUUCUUCAUGGCGUACAUCCAAAAUGUAGAGGGACAAAAAAAAGACGCGGUGGCACUUGUAUUCUAUAUGCAGAAUGAGGCACCGGGGUUGAAAGAAAGUCGAUUUGAAUCGAUUUGGAAGGCGCCUCGCCUGAUUCAGGGCAUGCCAAUUAAAAUGCCAGUGGUUCACCUUGGUUCCACUUCAACGCUUUGGUCUCCAGCUCAUUCAGUCUUGAAGGUGGCACUAAAUGUGAUUGCAGGGAUGCAACUUUGUCCUCAUUACGGCUCUUUUGAUGAUUGCAUUCGCGCAAUGAAAGACCAAGGCAUUGAUACCAAGGACUUUCCAUUGGAUGGUGAAGGGAACGUUGCAACAGACAAACAUCACGAAUCGUUGGAGGCACUGAGAAGGAAAGAACGACAAGUUGAGCCAAAGCGAAACCGUGUCCAUGUUCCUGGAAGCUAUGACGUCCUCUUUGGUAAAGGGAGUCCCCUCCAAAACCAUCGAGGGAAUAUCAAAUUUCGAGGUCUCAUUGCUGACUGUAGGAAGGCUUAUGAGAAGGCAGACAAGGACAAGAAACGGCGAAUCAUUGAAGAGAUUGUAUCGACUGUAAGGCAGUCUUCAGGACUGUUUCUCAAAGCUGAUGGAGACGGCUCGUGGAUCGAUGUUGAUGAUAGGGCGGCUUGUGUAAAGGUCGGAUCAUUGUUCCGAACUCUUCGGUUUCAUCAAGAUGGCGGAGGGAAAGCAAAGCGAAGGGCCAGAGCGAAGGCAUCAAACUGA